AUGCCUUCAUCGAAUAAUCUGUCGAACAACUUGUUCGCCUAUGCAACAAGUGAAGGCUCUGGGUUAUCAACACCACAAGAUGGCCUCUCAGCAAACUCAUCACAAUCAAUAUCUACAGCAGCUACAAACAUAGCGGAUGAGGAAAGUUACGUCGGACACAGAAUAACAGUGCGAGUGGAGAGAGAACAGCUGACAAAUUCCCAAGUGAAAAUUGAUGGCGAUGUACGAUUGAAUGCAAAUAAACGCCGUGUAAUACAGAGAGCGGAUGACCAGUAUACUUCUAAGAUAAGGAAAGUAGGAAAAGGGCAACAACAGCAGCAGCAGCAGGAGCAGCCACAAAAGCAAGAAAAUACAUUAUUUAAUAUUGCAAAUUCGGUUGCUACUAUUGCCAACAUGAUUAAACAACCAAAUCAGUCACCCCAGCAGGAGUCUGCAUCUGUCGGCACUCCAUUACAAUGGGGCUCAAAGGUUCAAGAUUUUACACUAGAUGCUAAUGGAAACAGUGUCAUUCAGGCUCAUUCACUUGAAAAUGGAAAUAGCUUGAGUAACGACCAGGAUCUACAGACCAGAGCAGUUGCAGAAGCUGCCACUGCCGCAUCUAUCCAGCAAUUGAGCCCACUAUACCCUAUUGCUGGAUCCACUACGCGACACCAGCAUGCGAAGGGUACAUUUACGGGUAAAAAGUUCGUGUGUACAUAUCCGAACUGUCAUAAAACAUUCUCCAGAAAGAUGAACUUGAAGUCACAUGUUCAGUCAACACAUGAGCAUAAAAAGCCAUUUCAAUGUUCAAUAUGCAUGAUGUCCUUUGCCAGGCACAGUGAUAGAAGACGGCACGAAAGAAAUCAGCAUAAAGUAUCACCGGGCUUUGUUUGUGGUGGUGUGCUUAAAAAUGGUCAACGCUGGGGUUGUGGAAAGGUUUUCAAAAGAAAGGAUGGACUUCUGGCUCAUUGGAGGUCUCAAAAGGCAAGAAAGAAAUGCCUUAAUGGUGUGCCUGAUGACGUCCAUCCACUUUUAAGCUCCGCGCGUAACGGUGCUAUAGAUCAUUCCGAAGCCUCUAAUUAA
Molecule: messenger RNA, 1062 nt
Organism: Brettanomyces bruxellensis
Lineage: Eukaryota; Fungi; Ascomycota; Pichiomycetes; Pichiales; Pichiaceae
Exons: 1
Coding region: 1-1062 (353 amino acids)
Biological process (GO): regulation of transcription by RNA polymerase II
Molecular function (GO): RNA polymerase II cis-regulatory region sequence-specific DNA binding; DNA-binding transcription factor activity
Source: RefSeq, a predicted model, not a curated record